Molecule: messenger RNA, 3145 nt
Organism: Ectocarpus sp. CCAP 1310/34
Lineage: Eukaryota; Phaeophyceae; Ectocarpales; Ectocarpaceae
Source: the annotation of a GenBank genome assembly
AUGUCCGCGGAAAAUGUCUAUGAGGAGGUUUCCGCUCGAGCAUCAUCGCCAUUGCUGCGAUAUUUGAGUGCAUUCAUAGUCUUGGUGGUGUCCGCCAAGACAUGCGGGCUUCUCUCGGUGCCGAAGCAGGGCACGGCGUUUCGUUUCGGCCCCGGAGAGGAUCAACGGGAGGUGUGUGAUGGUAAGGCCGUGAUGCGCCUCGGAGCAACGAGCUACCUUGCUCGGCAAAUGCUCAUCUGGAGCGAGAGCGACGUCGCCAGAGUCGGCGCCCUUGUGGUGGAUUCGUGCGCCAGACGGUGGGGAGUCAAGGUAUUGUCGCUGUUGUGGGGCGUCACCGCCGCCAUAUGGGUUUACGGGGUCGCUUGGUAUAUCGUCUUGCCAAGCGCAGCUGCCGAUAUUGUCGAUUCACCAAGAACUCCUGUCAUCUGCAAGGCCUUGGUUACGAGUUGUGGCGAUGUUCCUCUGGCGGUGGCAACGAUAGCUUUUUCAGUCGGAGUCAUCAUGGCGAAUCUGUUCGUACCGCACAGCCUUGUGGCGUUCACUACCGCCGCAGAUGUUCGGACGGCUUGCUAUUGUCUCGGGACGUCGCUUUUUUACGUGAUGGGUGCGUGCGCGGUGGCAACCCUGAUCGGUGCGGAGGCGGGACUGUUCGCCGUUACGGUUGUUAUUUUCCCCGUGUAUUGGGUGAGUCUUCUGUACGGCAAUAUCGCCCUCAGUUUCCCUGGCGACCACUAUGCUGGUAGAGUGAACGAGAGUGACGACGAGUGGGAGCAGUUACUCAAGGCCGUGCGGCACCGGGGCAUCGGCCAGAGAGUGCUGGGCAUCAGUGACGAGGGAUUGCUUGCUGGUUGGCGGUAUUUGUGUCCCGCAAGGCAGGAAGAAUUUCUCCCCCUGGUGGCGUCCUUGGUGCGAGAGGACAAAGCUAAGUUGGAAGUACUCGGGGACGUGAGAAUGGAAAACGGUUAUGGCAUGUUCCACAGAAACUGGGUUGGGGUCGAGCCUCCCAUUGGAUUGACGAUAACGAACAAUGUUAUCGAACCGGUGUACGGUGGAGAGUCGAUCGAGUCGAUCGACUACGCCUUCAAUCAUGCCGGCGUGAAGCGGAAGCUUGUUCAGGUUGGGCUGGACACCACGGCGGGGACCAACUCGACAAAUCCUGUUUACGGAAAUGAGGGCACCCUUCCUGUGUUCUACGAGCAGGAAGAAGAUUGUCUCGAUGAGCACGGCUUACCGAAGCUUUCACUUCUCUGUGUCCAGCCUUUUCGCCAUGCGAGGUGUAGAAAGCGGCAACAGGCAGGGACUGGCUAUUGCAGGUCUUCCGGCCCGCCACCGGUCACCUUAGAAGAGGCCUGGCUACUCCUGUUUGCGGCGCUGUGGGGAUCUUGGAGCUGUCUAGGUUGGAUGAAAUGGGACGGGGUGGGCGGGGAACCCCCGGCGAACGAAUCUGCCCUCGUGUUUUGUGUGUUCAACGCGUUUUUUUCUCAGCGUGUUGAGUAUCUGUGGGCGUAUCGGGCAACCCCUCUGUGCAUCAAGCGCUUUAUCACGAAGAACACGGCCGUGGUCAGGGUUAUCUGGAUCUUGUUCGCCGUCUUCGUGUUCAUCGAGGUCGAGAAGGCUGCCCUCUAUGUUAUUUUGCUUGUAAACUUGGCCAUGAUCGUUCCAGUGAGGUGGGUGGAGCGUCGAAAUUGGGCCGACGAUGAGUGCUGGAGGUGGGGGGUGGAGGAUGGUAAACCCGCUGGCGCGUUCCCUGUUUGGGCCGAAACCAGCGACGGCAAUCAAGCAACGCAGUGGACUGAGUCUUGCACAGGGCUGACUGUGAAGCGUGCUUGAUCGCCCCUGCCGGAACCUGAUACGACGGCAACCGUCAAGAAUGUGUGCUCCGCCCGGGUUCCACGGUGACAGAACGCAGCGUUCCCCACAGUUGAACUCUUUUCCAGCCAUUUUGAUGUUGCCGUGUUUCAUCUCCUGCAUUCACUCAAUUAGUGUGUCAGGAGUCCCUCAGCACAGGAGGACUGGUGACGACAUCGUUGUUUGGCUGGAGUUUAAUCACUGCUUCGGGUUAUCGUGGGCCAGCGUUUGCUACACGUGUGGUUUUGGUUAGUUGUGUUUGACAUACCAUGUCGCUACAAGAAGUAAGUGUGGUAGCGUGUGGUGCUAGUGAGUGUGUACCUCUGAGUUGAAAUGGUGGGUGCGAGCGCCGCACCAAGAGCGGGGCUCUUCUUGCGUUGGGGGAAUGCAAAAGUUGUCGUUUCUGUGCUCACAGACGGGAACGACCACCUCUUUCUCCCUUUUUUUUUUUGUUUUUUGUGUUUUGGUUGCUGCGUGCGAGGUGUUGUUGCCUUUCAUGGACGUCGCCUUCGCUCGUUCGAGGUGUACGUGGUUUGUCGAUGGGGGAGAGGAGCAGCAUCUCUUGUCCGUAUUUAUUUGCCUUUCCGUGGGGCAGUUUACACGGAACUAUUCAAAAACAAGCUUUCUCAAUGGUACAAAUUCCAUAGACUAGAAACAUAGUCUUGAAGCAUAGUAAGGGCACAACUUCCAUAGACUAGAAGUAGUUCACCCUUGUGUUCAUUGUCCUUGCUUGUAGUCUUGAGUGUUUGCUUGCGCCCUUGCAUGUGACAGUUGUUUAUGGGUGUUGGCCUCAAAUACUGAGGGACACCGUUUUCGCGUACUAUUAUCUCGUCUCUAGUUGACUUGCGUGGUGGAGUGCAUAGCUAGACUUCCGUGUAUUACCCUUGAGGUUCAUUUUUGCCUUCUCUUCAUCCUCGAAAGAAUUACGUAAACGAUUUCGCAAGGGGUUUUGUCCCAGGGGUCGGGUUUCCCCUUGUAUCCGAGUUGGCUUUUUUAUCGAGGUUUACGUUCUUCCGCGAUGUUUUGACCCGACGGCCGGGGGACCCGUUGCAUCCGAGUUUAAUUUUUUUUUUUCUCCGACGGUUGAGAGACCGUUCCCGAACGGGCGGUGGUGCACGUAUCAAACCUAGGUCGCGAACGUUUGUGUUCGGAUAAUUUCUUGUGGAUUGUGGAUAUGUAUGGAGAACAUGGACUUGACAGGCUACAAUUAUGUGCCAGAGACGUUCGAUGUGAAAGAAACAAGACCAUAUGAAACUGGCCCAAGCAGUGGCGUUGUUACCAGCUGUCUUCGUGUGGU